CACGUUCGGACAAGUCUGGUUUGGUUCAGUCCUUGCAAUGUUUGGGAGGUUUCACUUCACUUUUUGGGAAACACUAUGAUACGGUUCUCGACGACGACGUUGUCGAUCGACACUUGGGAAUCACUUUUCCACUGGGGAAAUCACUUUACUGCUUCCGACACGGCUGUGUCUCAUUCACUGGUACGGGUUCUCGACGACGGCGUUGUCGCUCGACACUAACGACGGCGCGGCACUGACUAUACACGGACUGCACUCGCGAUACCGCGGACGCGCACUUAUUCGGAGGAAACUUCACGACUUCUUCCUUUCUCCUCGAUUGCCGAGGAAAAUUAUUUCGGAUAACUCAGGGUGAGGUUGAGCUAAAUCACGGCAGGAAUCCUGACGAUCGGGUGACCGUCCACGAAAGUUACCGGGAGCAACUUUGGAAGCAGGCUCGGUUGAGCGGAAAGGAGCAAUCGGCUGAUUGUCCACCAACUGUUGCCGGGAGCAACAGCAAACGGGAACGGAACGGAUCGAUCGGCUUGAUUGUCCACCACGGUUGUGGCUUUCCUAUCCGGUUCGAUACGGACCAAAAAAUGGUCAAUCCUAGACCAUUGGGGGAACUGGCGGAACCUUCGGUUGAAGGUGGCCUCGAUGGGUGAUAGCUCAACCUCGGAAAAUUAUUCCAACUCUUAUAGUUGGUCUUGAAAAAGACCGGUGCUUUCGGCUUCGGAUGGAGAAGGAAGAAGGCACGAGUAACUUUAAAACUACGGUUUAUUCGCGAUGUUAACUUCACAAAAUGUGGACUGAAACUGAUGCGACAACAAUCAGGUGGUCUAUAUUUAUAACAAAAAAUGUUUCUUCCUGAAAGUUCUCCGCUCGUGUGGUGGGGUAGCUGUGCUGCAAGUGGCGGCGGCGUCAACCAAUCAGCGCGAUGCAAGCUGCGGUGUCGACGGCGACACUCGCCUCGGUCCGAUGAUUGAUGACGAUGAUGAUCGGCAGGCCGCGCUGCUGCGGGAAAACAUGUUGCAACAUGUACAGCCUGUCGUCGGCUGGCUGGAAAGGUUGGAUCGUCGAGCUCCACACACACACACACAUGCACAUUUACACAAGUCUCCCUGGCGAAUACAUGGCACACAAGACGGGUAGGAAAAUGGGAUUUGGAAACAGGGGUGUAUGCAAUGGCCAGGUUCUAUUUUCGCUACUGUGGUCGCGAACACUAAGAACAAAACAUACAAAAAAACAUGCAUUUACACAUACUUUUGCUUUCAUAGCCAAUUAUGACAUAGACCUAACAACAUUUACUAAUCUAAACUGAACGAUUCGCAUCUCUUCGGGUGAAUUGAAGUCGACGAUUACCUGUUUCCGGAGAAUCGGAGUAUGAGUGCGGGAGAGAUGAGAGAUCGAUGCGAGAGCAUAUACGUACGUACAAACGAAGAAGGGGUUAACAGGACGCUGGAGAAUUGAUUGAGGGGAGUAACGAGAGGACGAUCGUAGAAGACACUACGUGCGCCGGUUAACAGGUCUCGGAUCACCCAAGAAAAACGGAUUUUGAAAUUCCGCCGACAUAACUGAAGUGUGUGUGAGCAGUAUAGUGGACGCUGAAACUGUCGUCCGGAUUCGAGCACACGUAUCGUGGACCAGUCACCGAGCUCCUGUCUGCAUAAAUAGGGAGAUCCCCUCAACAAACGAAGACCAUAUUCAGCAAAAAGUUGGCGACCCCUACGCUGGUGGCAGGCGAGCUCCUUCGUUAUCGCCUUGUCACACGUGGCGAGAGCUCGACAACCGUAGUUUUUGCGGUGAGGGCUAUUAGUAGCCCUACAUCCAAUGCGUUGUCGCUCCGUACACGAGCGUUUGGGACGUCACGAUGAAGAUUGGACCGUUUUAUACCAUGCGGUAACCUGGCCCGCCGGAGUGGAACGGACGUCGGGCUACGGCACAAUGCCCCCAACCACCUGUGAGAUAUAAGAUGUACUGAAUAAAGCUGUGAUAAAGAGAAUGAUCACAGUAGGCGAUAUAGCGCAUUUGAAUGUGAUGCGAACUGUCAAGCAGACAAUGUUAGCAUCCCUGCUUGCGUAGCAACAACUCCAGGCGUCACCCAACCGCGUUCACUUGUGAUGGUCCUAAUGAUUAUCAUCUUUUUUGUUAACUUUCUUCUUUAAACACACCGUCAUAAAAUUAUGUGUGACCAUCAUUGUAUGGUGCACCUGAAAGCACGAUAAUGCAUUUUAAGUAUUUACUGUGUAACCUAAAUGUUUUUCUCCGUUUCCAUGUUUAUUUAUUUUGUGUGUAAUCAAAGCACUUCUUUGCGACGGUAAGCCACCAUGUGUAGAAACCGUUAACUUCGAAAUAUUUCGGCAUGAGAAGCUUUGAUUGAUAUCGCGUUUCGAGUAAUGUAAAUAAAAUAGCCUACAUUAAGGCGAAUGAACCAAAUAAAUUCAAAAACGGUAAGUGAUGGAAAUUUCCAUAUAGGAAAAUUCCCUGAUGCGUAGAUUAAAAAAACCAGUGGAAAAUUACUCUCUACGACUGAUUUUAAAAGAACACAAAGGCACUAUAGAAAAAGGUAGUUACUGCGAGUUAAUAAAUAGCUCGAUCCAACUCGUCGCGCGAUCAAUUUAUCUUUUCUGGUGGAGUGUUAAAGACAACCGAGUUUUUUGAAAAAAAGUAGGAAAAAUAAUUAAAGUUGGUGCAUAAAGUGCUAAAUUCGAAGUAAGUGCGCGGAUUUUAUGUUAUAGUUCCAAAUAAUUUGAAGUUAUUUUUAACUUUUAGUAAAUUUAGUGAGUUGGUUAGCAAAAACGUUGAGAAAGCCUGAAAUUUGUGAAAGUUAAGGAUUAGAAUCAGGCCUUGCCCAUCUAACGUGGGCGGUUUAUCUAGGGCUUAUCCUAGCUGGAUUUUUCCCGAGUGCAGCCGAGACCGGAACCACCUGUGGUGCUGCGAGCUUCCGUUUGAUAGUCGACCACUUCGCGCUCGAGUGUGGUGAAUACGGUGAGCCGAGAAACCCGAACUCGUCGCGCCAAGACGUGUGGUACCGAGCUUCGCAGAACCUGCUCGAAUCUCCACCAAGCGUGAGGACGCCUCUACCUCACCCCUACCCACGAACGAGUUGGCUCAUCGGACUACGUUGGAGGAAGCAAAUCGUUCGGUCGGCUGGUUCGUCAUAUUGUGGCUCGGCUUCGAGAGACUGCUCGACUGCGAACGACGUGGAGCAGCGUAUCGACGGAAAAUUCAAGGUCAGACCUAGCUGUAAGAUACGAUUGCGCAACGUAUAAAGAAGAGUUUUUUUUGAAGAGAAUUGAAUGAGCUCGAAUGUGACGUCACACGGUCAGUAGCCAGUUGUAUUUGAUUCAGAAUCGUUCUAUGGAAUCGAAACUGACUGAAAUGAGAACUUGUAAAACUCAUUAAAUUUGCCUUUUUAAUAGUUUUUUUUUCGUUUUCUUGGUUUUUUAAAUAAAUUUUUUUAUUACUUCGAGCUUAGUAAAAACAUUCUACCAGACCGUGGCCGUUAUUUGCAGAUCAUCACCGAAUUGGAUAGAGCUCUGAAUUAACCCUUUCACUACCGCUCAGUAUUAGAGAGCUUCCAAAUAAAUUAGCAACAACAUUUUAAUUUCAUUUUUCAGAAUUUUGGAUUGAUUUGGUUUGUUUGAGUCGCGUCGUUUGGGUUCGAAUUGGUAAGAAGAGGUUCCUACUGAACUGUGAGGCCUGCCCUGAGCAGGAGUUCUCAUGCCGGGAUAUUAUCAGAGGUAACGGUCCUUCGUUUUGAAGGUGGCGCUUAAGCUGUUAUCUUGGCGAAACGGAACGGAUUGUUACAAUUUGGCGCCCAACGUGGGGCCCGAAAAGCAGUUAGUAGAUUUUUUGAAUUGGACUUUGUCCGAGAAACAUUUAGUAGAAUUUCAAAUUGGACUUUGUUGAAGCACGAUUCAUACUUGAUUUUGAAUACAUUUUGGGUUUAGUUAGGAUAAGUUGGACUUCCUUAGUUAAGUUUUUAUUGAGUUUGUUUUUUUUAGUCACUUUUCUUAGUUUAGGAUUAGGUAUUGGAAUCUGGGUUUGGUAUUGUGCUUACAACUUUCCUUUUGAAUUUUGAGUUUGAAUUUUUGUUGCCCAUCAUAAGUUUUUUUUUUUUUUUUUUUCUUUUUCAUAAACAUUAGGUAAUAAUUAUAUUCAGUCUCAGUCAAUUGUCAUAUUUUUUUUUUCUCUCUUUAUUUUUUUCCGUAUUAAUCGGUAGUGAAUUGAAAGCAAUAAGGGUGAAUUUACAGUACGGCGUUCUGGUGAUUUUUUUUUUCUUUUUUUUUGUUUAUAGUGAAAUUUUGUUUAUUAAUAUUUGUGUUUCUGAUUAUAAUUUGAAUUCAAAAUGAACUACUAUCUCAUUAACGAACAGUGUUUAGAAGAAGAUGAAGUGAAUUAUGAGUUGCGUAUUCGUGAUUAUCCGAUAGAUGGCUCGUUAGAAACACGACGUAGAGCAUUGCGUCGUUUGUUGCGAGAAAGUGAGAGUGUUGAGGUGAAGCAGACUUGGUAUUCCAUUGAAGACGAGUAUGUGGGCAUUCCGAUAAAACUACAGCAAAUCGAGUUAGCAAUCAGGAAUCGAGUUGGGGCUGGCUGUUUGUCGCGACUGGUACAUCUACACAAACGAGUUCGUAGAUAUCAUGUGAUCAGCUACGACGAACGAGAGAAGCAGAAAAUGCUGUUGAACGCUGUGUCGCAAAUGGCGCUUACCUACUUCGGUGUGAAUCUCGACGUUCUUGGACAAGCAGUACCUGUUAUGACCUUGGUUACGGGGCCGCAGGAGACGAAUGGGGGUCCUUCGGUACCAGACGGUCAUGUGUCAGGAUGGAACCGACAGGGCGAGCCUUUGAAGCAGCAGUCGAUGCAGGAGGAUUUGAUUCUGUUUUCUCCAAUGCCGGUCGACGGAUCGAAUGUGGAUUUUAGACGGCACACGUUUCCUGUGACCGGGACCCAAAAUCCGAGGUCAGAUCCAUUACCACCUAUAUUGAUACCACAAUCCCAUCAGUCCAAUACACCGAAAAUAGGGGAGGCGAAUGUGAAUCCGGACACGCCACAGUUUAAAAGUUCGAUUCAGGUGCAGUUGAGUCGUCGACCAUCCGUUCCUGUGUCUGCUCCGAUGCCGAUGAAUGCUUUCGAUGUAAAUCCAUUCGCACAUGGAUCGAAUAUCGGUGUAAAUCCGACCCAAGCCAGCAACCAACCGUCCAAUCGAAUCGAGCAUAGUUCGCCCGAGUUACGAGAUGGUUCAUCGGUAUGUGGAUCCCGAGAUAGUCCAGCGUUGCAGCGUCAAGAUCAAACUGGGAAGAAAAUAACGUUGAAUGAGUUUGUCCAUGUUUCCGAGAUAGAAACCUACAUUAAAAGCUGCAUCAGUCAAAUUCUGACUCGAGAUGUCGUUGAUAACUUGGCGGAUCGUUUCAAUACUAUCGGGUUUAAGGAGCCAGAGGUGUCCGAAAUUCCGCGUGUUUGGUCAGGAGAACCAAAUGAAAGAGGAGGAACUGCAAAAUUGCCGUUCGUUCGACCAGCACCGCCGGAUUCAACCCGGAUGCCACCAGGGGGAUCACAGUAUGUCAGUCAAAAAUGUGGGAUCACGCCAACCGGAUGGUUACCACAAUUUCAAAAUGUAUCUUCGAGUUCUAUGGUACCUCCGGUACAGCCGAUAAUGACUCCGGAGCCGUUUCCGAAUCCGUAUCGUAAACAAGACAUUUCUCUGAACCAAUCAAUACCUCAACCAACGAAUCACUCUACGUUCAUGGGUCAACCAUUGGGAGCUGGAAAUCCGUUGAGCAACAAUUUUAAUCAAACCCAAUUUUUGCGUCAGCGUUUACCUCACCAGACUUGCAACAUCAUUGAAAAGUGGCCGAAGUUCUCGGGCGAUGGCAACGCUGUUCCUGUAGUGGAUUUCCUGCGGCAAAUUGAGAUCCUUAGUCGCUCGUACCAGGUAUCUCCAGAUGAGCUAAGAAUGCAUGCUCACAUGCUGUUUAAAGGUGAUGCCUAUGUUUGGUUUACCGCUUACGACGACAAGUUGGAUUCGUGGGCCACGCUGACAACCAUGUUGAAGAUGCGGUAUGAUAAUCCCAAUAGGGAUAGAGCGAUUCGAGACGACAUGCGGAACCGAAAACAAAAGCCGAACGAAUUGUUCAGUGCCUUUUUAACUGAUAUUGAGGCCAUGUCACAAAGGUUGAUUCGUAAGAUGUCAGCUGAGGAAAAAUUCGAUUUGGUGGUGGAGAACAUGAAGAUGUCGUACAGAAGACGGUUAGCUCUACAGCCAAUUCAGUCUCUCGAUCAUUUAGCUCAGCUGUGUUAUCAGUUCGACUCUCUCGAAUCUAAUAUGUUCCUCACCAAACCGACUGCAAAACCCGCUGGACUCAAUCAAAUCUUGGCGGAGGAAGAAUUGGAGGAGUAUGAAGAAGUCUCAGAGGAGGAAGACACCGCAGUAAUGGCUGUACGACCGAAGAUAACACGGAAAAUCGCUAGCAAACCCGUGGAAUCCAAGGAUAACCAAGGAGCUGAUCAACCCUUGUGCUGGAACUGCAGAAGUCUUGGUCAUAUGUGGAGAGACUGUACGCAACGCAAAACUCUUUUCUGUCAUAUUUGUGGUCAUGGGAACACGACGGCCUACCAAUGUCCUCAAAAGCAUAAUCUCAAACCACGCGAAUCGGUAGACUCAAAAAACGAAUAAAUACGGUAGUUUCCG
Aedes albopictus (Asian tiger mosquito) is the source of this 6670-nucleotide messenger RNA. RefSeq lists its product as uncharacterized. The record is from RefSeq and is a predicted model, not a curated record. Gene Ontology annotation, molecular function: nucleic acid binding; zinc ion binding. NCBI's taxonomy places the organism in Eukaryota, Metazoa, Arthropoda, Insecta, Diptera, Culicidae. Bases 4328 to 6655 code for a protein of 775 amino acids. The transcript is spliced from 2 exons.